GACUCCAACAACUAAAUUUACGAGAUUUUCUCGAGAGAAUCCUGAACAAAAUUAACCGCUUUGAUUUUAUCUUCAAAACCCCAUCACUGACUACUUCAAUCUGAACUAGUAUUAAUUUUUCUCUUUCAAUACCCAUAAUCCAAAAUCCAUUCUCAUCAUUGCCAGCAAUGGCGACGAAAUUUGACGGCAUUGAAGAGGCAGAAAUCACAAAGAUGGAAGAAGGUGCAGCAACAAACAAAGGCAAUGGCGAAUUCUGGUCAUCAGUUUCAGUCGUCAGCAUCACACAAAAGUUGGUCGCAGAAGUUAUAGGAACGUAUUUCAUAAUAUUUGCUGGCUGUGGGGCCGUUGCAGUGAACAAAAUAUACGGAUCGGUCACUUUUCCAGGCAUUUGUGUGACAUGGGGCUUAAUUGUAAUGGUGAUGAUCUAUACAGUCGGCCAUAUUUCGGGGGCUCACUUUAACCCCGCCGUCACCAUUGCUCUCGCGAUCUUCCGCCGCUUUCCGUGGUGGCAGGUUCCAUUGUAUAUUGUAGCUGAUCUGAUGGGAUCCAUUCUUGCCAGUGGAACUUUAUCUUUGAUGCUUGACGUGACUCCAAACGCUUAUUUUGGAACUCUGCCUGCCGGAUCCAAUGGCCAAUCUCUUGCUGCGGAAAUCAUCAUCUCCUUCCUCUUGAUGUUUGUCAUUUCAGGCGUGACCACUGAUAACAGAGCGAUUGGGGAAUUAGGUGGGCUUGCUGUUGGAAUGACCAUAAUGCUAAAUGUCUUCGUUGCCGGACCUGUGUCUGGAGCUUCAAUGAACCCGGCGAGGAGCUUAGGCCCGGCUAUUGUUAAGCAUGAAUACAGAGGAAUAUGGGUGUACAUGAUAGGGCCGGUGAUCGGGACCGUCGCAGGAGGAUUUGCAUACAAUUUGAUCAGAUUUACAGACAAGCCACUCAGUGAAUUGACCAAAAAUUCUUUUUUCCUCAAGUCCCUGUCUAGAGAAUAAUUCUUAUCAAUCCUGUAAUUAAUGGGUUUUUUCUUUUUUUUUUAGAAUUUUGGA
Messenger RNA from Mangifera indica (mango), 1037 nucleotides. Its product is annotated as probable aquaporin NIP-type. Gene Ontology annotation, molecular function: channel activity. NCBI's taxonomy places the organism in Eukaryota, Viridiplantae, Streptophyta, Magnoliopsida, Sapindales, Anacardiaceae. The transcript is spliced from 5 exons. The coding region runs from base 168 to 983 and encodes 271 amino acids. Gene Ontology annotation, biological process: transmembrane transport. Gene Ontology annotation, cellular component: membrane. The record is from RefSeq and is a predicted model, not a curated record.